AUGGGCAGCUUUCUCACGUCGGUUCCGAUCAACUUUGUCAAUCCGUACGUGCAGAGUGCCAUUGGUGGGCGGGUCACUUUCAUUUACGGCGCGUUCUCGGCCGUCUCGUUAUUCUUUGUGUGGCUCUGUGUACCGGAGACUAGCCGACGGUCAUUGGAAGAGCUGGAUGAGAUGUUCCAGGAAAAGGUUCCCACUUGGAAAUUUGAUAAGUAUGUGUGCUCUGGCAUUGGGGCUGAGAUCGCAAAGUUGGACGACGUGGUGGAACUAUCCGAACGGAAAGACGUCAAGGUGGAUGUUUCGACACGAGGGUGA
Messenger RNA from Aspergillus melleus, 312 nucleotides. RefSeq lists its product as uncharacterized. The record is from RefSeq and is a predicted model, not a curated record. Bases 1 to 312 code for a protein of 103 amino acids. Lineage: Eukaryota; Fungi; Ascomycota; Eurotiomycetes; Eurotiales; Aspergillaceae. Gene Ontology annotation, biological process: transmembrane transport; carbohydrate transport. The transcript has a single exon. Gene Ontology annotation, cellular component: membrane. Gene Ontology annotation, molecular function: carbohydrate:proton symporter activity.